Molecule: messenger RNA, 2037 nt
Organism: Bacidia gigantensis
Lineage: Eukaryota; Fungi; Ascomycota; Lecanoromycetes; Lecanorales; Ramalinaceae
Exons: 4
Coding region: 1-2037 (678 amino acids)
Molecular function (GO): protein binding
Source: RefSeq, a predicted model, not a curated record
AUGCAUUUCAUACUCGCCCUCCUUGCACUCUCGCCACUGGCCUACUCCUCCCCAAUCUCCCCUGAAGCAGCAAAUGCCGGAGCUCAACCUCAAGUGCUAGCUGCUCAAUCGCCCGAGGCGGUUGGUAAACCAUCCAGCGAGGGUAAGACUACCUUCGAUGGCGUUGCCCUUUCGAGCAUCAAAGCGGCUCCUGCGCCUGAAGCAGUGGCAGAUGCAGCCAUUGGCAGAGACGGCUGGACUUGCGAUGUGGACAGCGCCCAGGCAGAGAAUCCAUGCACAAAUGUACUAGAUGGUGAUGCUGGCACAAUAUGGCACACUCAGUUCAAUCCAACAACAGACGACCUCCCCCACACGAUAACAAUCAAUAUGCAAGCAGUGCAUUUGGUAGGCAGCAUCAUUAUCCAACCGCGCGGAGAUAACGGUAACGGCAAUAUUGGAGAACACAUAAUCAGUUUGAGUACGAACGGAGCAGAUUAUCAACAUGUGGGAUACGGCACCUACAUAGAUAAUCAAAAUGUCAAGACGACCACUAUCACCCCCCAAAACGCUCAGUAUGUGAGGAUUCAAGCGCUCACAGAAGCGGGUGGUCGUGGACCUUGGACUUCAAUUGCGGAGGUCAAUAUAGGCGAUGCUGCCGGUGGUCCACCAGGGCCUGCAGGGAAGGGUGCGUGGGGUCCAACAGUCGAUUUCCCGCUUGUCCCAGUAUCUAUGGCAAAUCAGGUCAACGGUGAUAUCCUCGCUUGGUCUUCGUACGAUCCAGCAACUUUCGGGAACUCGAAUGGGGUUCAGACCAUCACGGCUUCGUACUCACCUGGCUCGCAAACGGUGACAUCUGCUUUGAUCACCAACACCCAACACGAUAUGUUUUGCGAAGGACUGUCAAUUGAUUUCAACGGAAGAUUCCUCGCUGCAGGGGGAAAUACUGCUUCAGCUGUCAGUAUUUUUGAUGGAGGGGCCUGGACUAAGGGGAAUACCCUCCAAAUCGCUCGUGGCUAUCAAGCACAGGCUACGCUCUCCAACGGUUACACUUUCACGAUCGGCGCCUCGUGGUCAGGAGGACAAGGUGGCAAAAAUGGCGAAGUAUAUGAUGGCAACGCGUGGAGAGGGCUCGGGGGCGCCCCCGUGGCUCCUAUGCUGACAGCAGAUGCUCAAGAGCACUACGUCUUCCAGGCUGGACCAUCAGUAGCCAUGAACUGGUAUGGCACUGAUGGCGAUGGCUCUCAGGCGGGCGCUGGCGAUCGUACUGGUGACGGAGAUGCAAUGUGUGGCAUUGCAGCGAUGUAUGACGCUCCCAACGGCAAAAUCUUAACUGCAGGUGGAUCGCCAAGCUAUCAGGAUUCGGACGCGACAUCGAACGCUCAUAUUAUCACUUUGGGAGAUCCAGACACGAAUCCAGGCGUACAAACGAUUGCCAACAUGGCUUUUCAGCGAGCUUUCGCUUGUAGUGUCAUCCUUCCUACCGGGCAAGUCUUUAUCGUGGGUGGUCAGGUUCAUGCGGUUCCCUUCAGUGACGAUACCUCUCAAUUGACCCCAGAGAUCUUCGAUCCCGCAGACAAUAGCUUUACCCAGGUCGCUCCCAUGGCGAGUCCCCGCAACUACCAUAGUACGGCUGUGCUGCUGGCCGACGGUACGGUCCUCAGUGGUGGUGGAGGUCUUUGCGGUGAUUGUGCAACCAAUCAUUUCGACGCUCAGGUCUACCGUCCACCAUAUCUUUACGACGGAGGUGGCGGCGACGCCCCGAGGCCGGCGAUCACUGCGGUUUCGACGAAUACUGUCGUUGUUGGCGGCACUUUCACUUGCACGACUGGUGGUCCCGUCGACGGUGGUUUCAGUCUUCUUCGAUUGAGCAGCACAACUCACACCGUCAACACAGAUCAACGCCGCAUUCCACUCACCCCGUCCGGUAAUGACGGAAACACGUACACCCUGACCCUUCCAGGUGACCCUGGGGUUUGCCUAGCCGGCUACUGGUUCUUAUUCGCCCUGGAUGGAGGUGUUCCCAGCACCGCCCAAACAAUCAAGAUCACACCAGAUUAG